Messenger RNA from Postia placenta MAD-698-R-SB12, 2508 nucleotides. RefSeq lists its product as hypothetical. The transcript has 10 exons. NCBI's taxonomy places the organism in Eukaryota, Fungi, Basidiomycota, Agaricomycetes, Polyporales, Adustoporiaceae. Gene Ontology annotation, cellular component: nuclear origin of replication recognition complex. The coding region runs from base 1 to 2508 and encodes 835 amino acids. Gene Ontology annotation, molecular function: ATP hydrolysis activity; ATP binding; chromatin binding. Gene Ontology annotation, biological process: DNA replication initiation; mitotic DNA replication checkpoint signaling. The record is from RefSeq and is a predicted model, not a curated record.
AUGUCUAGAGAGGCGGCUUCUCAGACUCCUCUGCGUCGCUCUAAGCGUGGCCAGCCUCUUGUCUCUGAGCCUACCUUGCUGCAGGUACCAAAUCUUGCCGAUGCUGCGUCCGCUCAACCUGUGUAUACUCGGACAACUCAACCAAAUGACCUCUACGAGGAAGAGCGGGAGGUGGAGGACUUGGCUCUCAAAAACCUGGAAACACGCUUCUAUGCGAAGUUUGUCAGGAGAGAACCUACAGCGAAUAGGCGAGCCUCUAGAAGCGAUGGAAAGGCACGAGGCGGUGCCGCAUCUGCUGAUGACAGCGAUCGCUUGCGGGUCGAGGAAUUUAAGAUUGGCGAUCCAGUGGUCGUGAAGACCCUCUCGAAGGAGCCAAGUAUUGCGAUCAUUGCCGCUAUCUGGGAGAUCGUGCAAGAGGGCGAGCCAGACGAUAAGGGCCUAAGGGUUAUGGUACAUUGGUUCAGUCGACCUUCGGAGCUCCCUGCUAUUAGGGCGCGCCGAGAGCACCUAGAGAAUGAGAUUUACUACACCCUUAGAUCGACCGCCACACUUCCCCCUUCUAGUAUCAUUUCACACUGUCUUGUCUCCUCCACGGUGCCAAGCUCUCCAGUUCUGGGUAAACGGAAACGAGCAAGUCGGCCUCGCCAAAGCGACGAGAUCAUACCUACAUUCUACUGCAAUCUCGCUGUCAACCCACGCAGAGGGCUGUUCUACGCGCUCAAUUGGGAGGAAUUUCACGAAGGGGCACUCAGCGCUGUCGUUAACGAGGCCGACGCGAAGACACCGCGGAAGAAGGCUCGUGAGACCCCAGGGCGAGGUCCUGCACGUCCAGGCGCAGCCGACGCACGACUUCUGUCGAUCCCGGAGAGCCAAAGUGCCAUUGAGGCCGCAGAGGUACGGGCGAUGGUCGCCGAGUCCGACGAUGGCAGCUCAGAUGCAGAUGACUUCCGUCCUGCGCCGGACGAUGAGGAAGAUGACGAAAUAGACGAAGGCGAGGGCGAUGCCGAGGAAGAAGUAGUCGCCGCAAUUGCGACUCCUCAAACACCCCGCACACCCCGCACGCCUCGUACGCCUCGCCGAUCGGCUGCUACACCUCGGAAAUCUCGUACGCAACGCGUGGACACCUCCGCGCUCGCACAGCCUACGCCACACUCAAAGGCUGCUUUACGCAAACGUAGGCGCACUGCACUCGCCGUUCGACCUCCACCACAGACCGAAUCUGGCGCCAAUCUGCAUUUACAGCUCGACGCUCAGCUGGGUCCGAAGGCGAGCAAGAAUCCGUGGCUUCGUGCGAUGCAUGUGCUGCAUGUCGCUGCACGCCCAGAAGCCCUCCCAUGUCGAGAGGAAGAAUACGGGCGAAUUUUGCGAGCCGUUGAAGAGCUGCUGGAAGAAGGCAGCGGCGGGUGUAUAUAUAUAUCAGGUGUCCCAGGGACAGGAAAAACCGCCACUGUACAUGCAGUAGUCCGAGAGCUCAAACGCAUGGCACAGGAGAAUGAAGCUAACCCCUUUACGUACGUCGAAAUCAACGGCUUGCGUAUACCUGAACCUACGGCUGCGUACGGUCUACUCUGGGAGGCGGUGUGCGGCCAUGAUGCAGCUCGGGAAGGACACAUGAAAAUCAGCUCAAACCAAGCAUUGAGAAUGCUGUCGAAGCAUUUCAGUGCUGGUGAACGAGCCGGACCAGGCGGACACGCAUGCGUAGUGCUAAUGGACGAGCUCGACCAGCUCAUGACAACUAAACAAGAUGUGGUUUAUAAUUUUUUCAACUGGCCCACUUUGGUCGGCUCGAAACUGGUUGUCCUUGCUGUCGCAAAUACUAUGGAUCUGCCGGAACGAGUUAUGACUGGCCGCGUGAGGAGUCGACUCGGGAUGGUGCGAAUCAACUUUCAGCCAUACACAACGCCACAGCUUGAGAAGAUCGUCCAUGCACGUUUGCAAAGCGCGAGGGAAGGCCUGCUUGCCAACACCCCCGUUGUGAUUGCGCCCGACGGUAUCAAAUUUGCAGCAAUGAAGGUAUCUUCGAUCAGCGGCGACGCAAGACGCGUACUCGACAUUUGCAGGCGAAGUGUCGAGCUCGUACAACCUCUCUCGCGCACGGCGAAGACCGAAGAUGUACGGGAUGUAAUCAAGGACAUGCAGAAUAGUCCGACGGCGGGAUAUUUGCGCGAGCUGAGCUUCCACGAGCGUGUCAUGCUCGCUGCCUUGGUAAAGUGUGUGAAGAAACAAGGUGUAGAAGAGAUCAAAUGGGCUGACCUUGAGCAUCAACACUUGGUUUACGUGAAUCUUCUACAUGACGAAAGUAACCCUCCGUACAAGCCAACCACUGCUGAGCUCUGUGUAGUGCUCGAUUCAUUGCUUGCCUCACGGGCUAUGAUAUAUGAGGAUGGCGUGUCUGCGGAACGUAAAGCAGAAUCGGCUAGGCGGGUUGCUCUGACAUUGGAACAUGGGGAAGUUGAGAGAGUAUUGGGGGACCUAGGAGGAACUAGAUGGAAGAAUGCAUUGAACUAA